Gigantopelta aegis is the source of this 636-nucleotide messenger RNA. Its product is annotated as ribonuclease H-like. The transcript has a single exon. The coding region runs from base 1 to 636 and encodes 211 amino acids. Gene Ontology annotation, biological process: DNA replication, removal of RNA primer. Gene Ontology annotation, molecular function: nucleic acid binding; RNA-DNA hybrid ribonuclease activity. The record is from RefSeq and is a predicted model, not a curated record. Lineage: Eukaryota; Metazoa; Mollusca; Gastropoda; Neomphalida; Peltospiridae.
AUGCAUACUGAUGUGCUCAUGCAAAAUGCCUGUCAAUAUGAAGAGCUUUCUCCAAAUGUCUGGUCACCAACUCACCAUCUCCCAGAAAUCAAACUGGAUGAUCCAGGACUUACAACAAAGAGGGAGCAAUCACCAUCUCAACAGUUGGCACUCCCCCUAGAAAUGAUAGACAGGCUAUAUCCAAAGACAACCUGGAUCCAUGCAUUCACAGAUGGUUCAGCAGAGAAUGCUAUACGAAAAGGUGGAAGUGGAGAAUACAUCGGUAAUCCAGAUGGCUCCUCGGCUUCCCUCUCCAUUCCAGUUGGUGAGCUAAGCUCGAACUACAGAGCAGAAUUGCAAGCCCUGAUUGCCGCGACAGAGCUUCUGAUAGAGAAAGGAAAGAAACAGAAUACAGUGCUUCUAACAGACUCCUUGUCAGCUCUCCAGUCACUUUCAUCAGGACCCUCAGAACUUCUGAUUAGACAACUGCAAGAAACAUUUAAUGCUCUUAAUCAAAGCUGCAAGGUUAUACUACAGUGGAUCCCUGCACACGUAGGAGUUGCAGGCAAGGAAAAGGCCGACCAACUGGCCAAAGCAGGCAGCUGCCUUCCACAACUCAACUCUUCCAUAUCAUACAGUGAAGCCAGCCAAUCCUAA